AUGAGUGACAAGACCUCAUCCACUACGCCGGUGACCAUUGUGGUCGAGCAUCUGGACCCGGAACUGGGCGCCUGGUCUGCUCUAGAGUAUGGUUGUAUCGCACGAGAGUCCCAUGCAUCAGGCAGUAAAUUUCUCUUAAGCUCGGUGCCCACGUCUCUACAAAUGCCAGAUGAGCUCGCAGCUACAAAGGGACUAGAGAUUGAGCACCGCAGCAUCGAGGAGGUUUUCGCGGACCGUAAAUCAAAAGUCUGCCUUUUGGAUCCUUCUGCCAAGGUCGAGCUGAGUCCUGCCGAUGGCGACAAUUUUGAAGUUUUCUUAUUCGGUGGAAUCUUGGGUGAUGAUCCUCCACGAGACCGUACAUCUGAAUUGAGGAAGAAGGGCUAUGCUGGUAGGCGACUUGGUCCUGUGCAGAUGACAACUGAUACAGCCGUGCGGGUUACCCGCAUGGUCGUUCAUGACAGAGUGCCAUUGGAGGAAAUCCAAUACGUUGACCACCCGGAGAUCGUAGUCAAUGAGCAUGAGCGCACCGAAAUGCCUUUCCGCUAUGUCAAGGACAGCUCUGGGAAGCCCAUUAUGCCCGAGGGUAUGAUCGAUCUGAUUAAGAAGGACACUGAGAAAGGUAUCGAUGAUCUCUUCUAG
Aspergillus calidoustus is the source of this 639-nucleotide messenger RNA. Lineage: Eukaryota; Fungi; Ascomycota; Eurotiomycetes; Eurotiales; Aspergillaceae. The record is from the annotation of a GenBank genome assembly.